GAUUGAGCUGGCGGUGGUGGUCCAGAUGAUUGCAGAGGAUACUGGAGGCCACAAGUCAAGUUAUCUGGGCCCACCAACAAGUUUAAGUGUGAAGGAACGGACAGGGGAAAUUGAAGAUAAGAUCACAUGUGCCUGAUCAUGUGACCAUGCACUGCCACCUCUCAAACAUAUAUAAGACUGGCCUCAUCAAAUCUUGCUGAUUCCCUUCUUGCUUUUGACCACUACAGUUGCUUCUACUGUCUUGCUCCUUUGCAGCUUCCUCUGGUCUAUUAAGUCAUCUGACUUAGUCAUUUGAUCCUAUCUAUUAUCAACUAUCAUGAAUAUGGAUCUAUGUUACAGUCUUGUGAGACAUCUCUGGUAAAUGCACUACCAGCUUUUUGAUAACUUGAUUGGCAGAAUGGGUUUCAAGAUCUGUUUCAAGCAAUGGAAUCAGAGUCCAUAGCACUCGAUCUACUGCUUCAAACCCAGGUCUAUGCAGUCAAGAACUAUGUGGAACCUGAGAUCUUUGUGGAUAGUGUCUUUAUGUGACAAUCAACAAGAAAUAAUGUCAAAAAGAGAAGUCAAUUUGAAGACUGGAGAAUACAACCAAGUAGCUACAGUAUUUAUAUCCAAGUCUAGUCUGAGUCAUAUCUACAACUAAUAAGUCAUAAGGCUAUGUACCGCAUGG
Mycena citricolor is the source of this 667-nucleotide messenger RNA. The record is from the annotation of a GenBank genome assembly. NCBI's taxonomy places the organism in Eukaryota, Fungi, Basidiomycota, Agaricomycetes, Agaricales, Mycenaceae.